AUGACAAAAGAACAACAACAACGCCUGCCACUUUCUAUACUAACUAUUGGUGAUUCGCUUACAGCUGGUUACUACAAUGGUGGUUGGGGUCAUCACCCAUAUGCUAUUCAUCUGACAGAUCUAUUAGAAUCUAUUAAUAUUCCAGUGAAUAUCGAUCAACGAGGUGUAAGUGGUGAGCUAGUUGUACCAACGAUGGUUGAUAGACUUCAUAGUAUUCUAGAAAAAGAUACCUCAUACGAUUGGAUCGUCAUAUUAGGCGGAACAAACGAUUUUGCUGAUUCAACAUCACCCGAAAAUAUCUUUGAGAAUGGUUUGAAACCAAUGUACGAUAUGUGUCUCAAUCAACCGCAAACAAAAACGAAGUUAGCUGCUAUGACUGUUAUUGAAAACGCAUAUGAUUCACCAUCUCAUGAAGAUGAUAAAGAAAGACAAGAACUAAAUCAAAUGAUUCGGGAUUAUGUGGCCAAUACUGAUAAACCAGAUAGGGUUUGUUUAGUAGACCUCGAUAAAAGUAUACCAUUUCAUAGUAUGAACAAUGACGAACGGCUACAAAUUUGGGAUGAUAAUGAUCACUUAACACCUGCUGGGUAUGAUCGCAUGGCUACAUUAGUGUUUAAUGUAAUCAAAAAUAAACUAUAA
Adineta steineri is the source of this 639-nucleotide messenger RNA. NCBI's taxonomy places the organism in Eukaryota, Metazoa, Rotifera, Eurotatoria, Adinetida, Adinetidae. The record is from the annotation of a GenBank genome assembly.